AUGGCAGCGGCGGCAGCAGCAGCAGCACUGGGGGCUGCGGUGGGUCGAGGCUCUGGGCCGGGGCGGCGGCGCCACCUCGUGCCCGGGGCCGGGGGGGAACCAGGGGAGGGGACCCCGGGCGGCGCGGAGGACCACGGGAACGGGCUGGAGGCGGAGGAGCUGGAGCCUGAAGAAUUGCUACUAGAGACAGAGCCGGAGCCCGAGCCCAAGGAGGAGCCACCCAGGCCCUGCGCCCCGCUGGGAGUCUCCGGCCCUGGGCCGGGCUCAGGAGCCCCUGGAAGUCAGGAGGAUGAGGAAGAGCUGGGCCCGGUUGAGGGCGACCCGGGGGACGGCGCUAUCGAGGACCCGGAGCUGGAAGCCAUCAAAGCCCGAUUAAAGGAGAUGGAGGAAGAGACAGAGAAAUUGAAGGAGCUUCAGAAGGAGGUGGAGAAACAGAUGAACAUGAGCCCACCCCCAGGCAAUGCUGGCCCAGUGAUCAUGUCCGUUGAGAAGAAGAUGGAAGCUGAUGCCCGGUCCAUCUACGUGGGCAAUGUGGACUAUGGUGCAACAGCAGAAGAGCUGGAGGCACACUUCUAUGGUUGUGGUUCAGUUAAUCGACUUACCAUCUUUCGUGACAAGUUCAGUGGCCAUCCUAAGGGGUUUGCAUAUAUAGAAUUUUCAGAUAAAGAUUCAGUGAGGACAUCGAUGGCCUUGGACGAUUCUCUUUUUAGAGGAAGGCAGAUCAAAGUGAUACCAAAACGGACCAAUUGGCCGGGGAUCAGCACCACAGAUCGGGGUUUUCCAGGUGCCCGAUACCGUGCCAGGGCUACUAACUACAGUAGUUCAAGCUCUCGAUUCUACAGUGGCUUCAACAGCAGACCCCGGGGCCGAGGCCGAGUCUACAGGGGCCGGGCUAGAGCGACGUCAUGGUAUUCCCCUUACUAAA
This is a messenger RNA of Trichosurus vulpecula (common brushtail), 925 nucleotides long. Its product is annotated as polyadenylate-binding protein 2-like. Gene Ontology annotation, molecular function: RNA binding. NCBI's taxonomy places the organism in Eukaryota, Metazoa, Chordata, Mammalia, Diprotodontia, Phalangeridae. The record is from RefSeq and is a predicted model, not a curated record. Bases 1 to 924 code for a protein of 307 amino acids. The transcript has a single exon.